CAGAAGACUUCUAAGAGCCUGGUGUAUGAACCGCGUCCGAGUAGCAGGAGAAGGGAAAAGGGAUAUCCUGCAAGAUUUGCAAACAUAGUUAUCAACUAUCUCUAGUAUCAGGCUCAAAACCCUGCUCUCGAGGGCAGAGCUAUGCCUGUUCUACAGCUGUACCAACCUGCUAACAUGUAUGCUCUGAAUCUUGACCAUGAUUAUGGAACAUCAUCUGAAGAGGCCUUUAUGACCAGAACAAUGCUCCGUGAUAUUUCCACAACUCAACAACUGAAGGUGGAGAUGGAGACAAGGGGUCAGAAUGGUAAUUGCAAGUGGAGGGAGGCUAGAGCACUCAGGAUCACAGCCUCUAAAUUCGGUGAAAUAUGUCGGGCGACAGAGAGAAAGGACCUUACCAAGUUUGCCGAGUCUGUGGUUAAUCUGGUGCAUUUCAGCAGCAAGGCUACUGCUCAUGGAAAUAAAUAUGAAGCCAUAGCUGUUGAGGCAUUUGAACAUAUCAGAGGACGAACAUCGGAAUGUGGUCUUUUCAUCAGCCCUGAUCAUCCUUGGCUUGGUGCCUCUCCAGACCGGAUCUUAGAUGACAAUUCCAUUGUUGAAGUAAAGUGUCCAUUCAAAGCCAAGGAUAUGCUCAUUGAUUCUGUCACCGUGCCUUAUCUCCAACAAGGAGAGAAAGGCCUGGAACUCAAGCCAACACAUAUCUAUCACUAUCAGGUGCAGGGACAGUUGAUGUGCUCUCAACGUACCCUUUGUUACUUCUGUGUGUAUACCCUGAAGGACUUCAAGGUGAUAGAAAUCGAAAGAAAUGACAUUUUCAUUGGGGCAAUGGUUGACAUACUGAGCAAGUUUUUCAAUGACUUCCUAUAUCCUAGGCUUGUGGAAAAGCACGUGUUUCUGGAUUAUGGGAAGUAGUUCCGUUCUACUGAUUUGUGAAUGAUUCAGAGUCAAGUAUUGCAAAAAUUCUAGCACUGUCUACAUAACGUCAUUUUAACAAUAAUGCGUCUGUAAUGUUUCGCGUAACGUAAACUAAGAAAAAAGCGGUUGCUUCAUCUAAUACCAUUGCAUCAUAUAUAUAAGUUUUGCCAUUGGGUGGGCUAUUUAACCAUUGGGUGCUCAGACAAUCUGAUAUAUCAGACGACGUUGGUAUAUAGAUUUAGGGAGUUCUGAUGGCUGCUGUUUAGGAUGCCGGUCUGUCUGAUGUGCCUGUAUGUAAAAUUACUUUGUGAUGCUCUGGUAUUGUUGAUCGAUGAGAGAUUGGAGAGAUAAAUGAUGUAAAU
Molecule: messenger RNA, 1274 nt
Organism: Lineus longissimus
Lineage: Eukaryota; Metazoa; Nemertea; Pilidiophora; Heteronemertea; Lineidae
Exons: 3
Coding region: 142-909 (255 amino acids)
Source: RefSeq, a predicted model, not a curated record